UUGCUGUCGAGCUCAGACAGCGUCUCAUGCUCGUCUGUCGGCAUUUAUCAUAACACAGGAUGGGUGGAAAUCAGUCAGUGCCGAAGAUCACCGCACAGGACAAGGCAAUCUUGGACUUGAAGCUACAGCGUGAUAAGCUGAGGCAGUAUCAGAAGAAACUCCAGGCCGUCCUUGAUCGCGAGCAGGAGAUAGCCAAGCAGCACUUGGCCAAAGGCCAGAAAGAUCGUGCGCUUGUGGCCCUGAGGAGACGAAAGUAUCAAGAGACAUUACUAGUGAAGACGGAUGGUCAGCUAGAGAAUUUGGAGCAACUAGUCUCUACUAUCGAGUUCUCGCUCGUCGAGGUUUCAGUACUACAUGGGUUGAAGCAAGGGAAUGAAGUCUUGAAAGAGAUUCACAAAGAAAUGAAUCUAGACAGCGUCGAGAAACUCAUGGAGGAGACGGCAGAGGCUCGCGCAUAUCAACAGGAAAUCGGUGACAUGCUGGCCAAUAAUCUCUCCCUGGACGAAGAGGAUGCAGUGCAGGAGGAACUGAAGGCACUACAGGAACAGGCGAUGCUGGAGGAGGCACACAAGACAGUUUCUGGCCUUCCUUCCGCUCCAGUAACUCAACCUAUGCCAGCCGAUCGCGAAGACGUACUGGUGGCGCCUGAACCAGAACCUGAGCGUGAGCGAGAACGAGUGCCAGUAGCGGCGUGAGUGCUAGAGCUUUGUAUACACGUACGUAGACUUGAGACUGGACAUGGUUAUUUAUUUCAUCUAUGUAUAUUAAUCACUUUCAUCACGCUGAACUAUUACACCUGUU
Stereum hirsutum FP-91666 SS1 is the source of this 801-nucleotide messenger RNA. RefSeq lists its product as uncharacterized. Bases 60 to 695 code for a protein of 211 amino acids. Gene Ontology annotation, cellular component: ESCRT III complex; multivesicular body. Gene Ontology annotation, biological process: vesicle budding from membrane; late endosome to vacuole transport via multivesicular body sorting pathway. NCBI's taxonomy places the organism in Eukaryota, Fungi, Basidiomycota, Agaricomycetes, Russulales, Stereaceae. The transcript is spliced from 7 exons. The record is from RefSeq and is a predicted model, not a curated record.